UAUGUAGUUCUAGGAAAGGCGAAAUCCUGGAAAUGGUUGUAAUUUGAGCGGAUCUUAAUUCAAAACUUCCUGCUCCAAUUGAGUUUGCUAAAACCAUUCUGAACAUGCCAUGGCAGUUAAUACUUUUAGUGCACUGAGAUCCAUCCAUGCACAUAAAACGCUCGAGAGGAAAUGGAACGUUAUUCACCGGUCGUUUACAAGCGCUACACGGAACGCAGCUUAUGAGUGGAUAUUUUUAUUGUGAGAGGAAACAUCUCACACGUUUCUACAUAAAUAAAUGUAAAUAAUUUGGUUGACAAGAUGGAAUUCUUCUGUUUGGGGGUAAUUUUGGCUUUCUUUCCUUCAUUUUAAGUUGUGGUUAAUGGUUUUAGCAGUCUGUGAAUCGUCCUCCUUUCGGCUUGAUUUAAAAAAACGUGAAAUUUCGUGUUUUGUGACAAGUGGGAUUUUAUAAAAUUGUAUAGUUAGAUUGAAGUGAUCUUCGGAGCCUCGUGCAAUUCCUGGGUGUUUCGUGUUUUUCCUUUCAUCAGCUGCACUUCUGCCCCAUUAGUCCACCGGAGAGCAGCUGUCGUGUAUCGACUGUCAUGAAGUAUGCCGGUUAUUAAUUAGCGAGUUACAUGAAAUGAUAUAUUGUCUGGCCUGAGCAGGGAUAGAGAUGCACACCGAAGAUGGGAAUCUGGUGUAUCGAAGCGAAAACGAAAAGCAGAGACGGCCGUAGCUAAUGAAGCUCUUGGUGCUACUGUGCGGAAAUUUUUAAAUAAAGAAAAAAAUUAUCGACCCCUGAAAUUACAGAUUACCGAGUCUCAAAUGAAUGAUGCAAAGAUGUCGUCAGAAACAGAAGAAGUUAAAAACAAAAGUCUGUCGACCACAGUCCAGAAUCGAAAAAAAAUGAUUUUCAAAAGAAUGAUGACAAAACGAGGUCAGAAUCAGAAGAAGUCAUCCAGUGUGAAUCCAAUAAAACUAUAAGUGACAAUGAGCUCCGUGAAGGAGCUGGAAAUUCUCUUGAUCUUAGCGAAGGCACAUUUUCAGUAAAUUUUCGGGAGAACAAAGAAUCAGAAUUUUCUAAGCUUGAAAAAAAUGAUCCAGGAAAAUGGAUCUUUCCGAUAAACGAUGCGUGUCAUCAUGAUUUAGUUCAAUGUGGUCUCCAACAAUAUUUAGAUCUUAGCAACGAAUAUUAUCCAAAAAAUGAAAAUGGAAGACAUUUUUUGAAUUAUCAUUAUACGAGAAAAUUAACCAAUGGCGAAAGUCAACAUCUAAGGGGUUAUUAUAUUCAAUUUCGCAAGAGUAUAUUGUUUCAGUUGCAAACUUUUCUCUGGCUUGCAAACAGCUGAUCCUAGGAUGUAAUGAUUGGAAACGCCUAAAUAUUAUUCUUGAACACCACGAAAAUCAGAAAGAGCAUAGAAACAGCAUGGUUCAAUGGCUGUCAUUUGAAAAAGGUAUUAAGCAUGGAAAUACAAUUGAUGAAGAAAAUGAGAGAUCGAUUCAAGAAAGUCAGAAAUAUUGGUAUAUUUUAUUUGAAAGUUUGGUUGAUAUAAUAAAUUAUUCAGCCUCCCAUAACUUGGCUUUUCAAGGCUAUCUAGAAUGUUUUGAUCCAAAUCACAUUGAAAAUAGCGGCAAUUUUAUUGAUUUAUCCAAAUUAUUAUCUAAAUAUGAUUUAACUCUCCAUAACCACUUAAGUCGUAUCAAUAAAAAACAGCUAAAUAAUCACUAUUUAAGUCCGCAGAUACAAAGCGAGGUUAAUUCAUUGAUGUCACAAGCUAUUGUCAAUGAGGUGGUAGGAAAAAUUAAACAAGCUAAGUAUUAUGUUAUAAUGCCGAAUUGCAUAAGAGACAUUACUCUGAUCGAACAAAUGUCUGUUAUAUUAAGAUGCGUGAAUACGUCCACCGGUAAUUUAGAAGAACAUUUUCUAGGAGAAUCAGAAACAACAGGAGGGUCUUUAACCAACGUCAUACGCAAUGAACUUGGAAAACAUCAAUUGAAUAUUCAAAUUUGUAGAGGCCAAGGCUGCGAUAAUGGCGUCAAUAUGGUCGGCAUUAAAAAAGGAGUAAAAUCAAGAAUAUUAACUAUCAAUCCAAGAGCAUUCUUAACUCCUUGUGAUUGCCACAGUUGGAAUCUCAUUUUAGUAGACACAACCAACACAUCAUCAAUCGCAAAAGUGUUCUUUGGUUGGAUCCAAAAAGUAAAUGUCCGUUUUUCCAAAUCCAGUAAGAGAUGGGAUUUAGUAAAGGAUAAAUAUUUACUGCAAUGGUUGACGGUGUGAUACAAGAUAUUAACACAAGAUUUAUUGCACUCACUGAAUAUUACAGUAAUUUGGAUUCUUGUACGUCAUAAAUAAAAAAAACCUUUGCCAAAUAACGAGCUUUUGAAGCAUUGUAAUGAUUUAGAUGUAGUAUUUAAAGAUGGAGAAAACAAAGACAUUGAAUCUUAUGAGCUUUACGAAGAACUACAAUCUUUAGUGCCUAAUCUACCAAACUCCAUUAUAAACGCUAAUCAGAUGAUUCAGUACAAAUAAUGAUUACAUUGCUGUUAGAAUCAUGUUGACUUUGCCUGUGAGUACAGCUUCCACAGAAACAAGUUUUUCUAAAUUAAAAAUUAUUAAAAACUACUUAAGAAAUAGUAUGAAGCAGGACCGACUGCCUGGUUUAGCAAUACUCUCA
Hermetia illucens (black soldier fly) is the source of this 2654-nucleotide messenger RNA. RefSeq lists its product as uncharacterized. The coding region runs from base 1406 to 2257 and encodes 283 amino acids. The transcript has 2 exons. NCBI's taxonomy places the organism in Eukaryota, Metazoa, Arthropoda, Insecta, Diptera, Stratiomyidae. The record is from RefSeq and is a predicted model, not a curated record.